AUGCCAGCGCCUCUGGAGACCUGCCUGUCCGACCUCGACUGCGCCAGCAGCAGCGGUGGCAGCGGCGGCCACCUGUCCGGUUUCCUCACCGACGAGGACGACUGUGCCAGGCUCCAGCCGCCGGUCUCGGCCUCGGGGCCGCCCGCGCCGGCCCGCAGGAGCGUGCCUGGGGUCUCCGGGGCGCCGGGCGUUGCGGACGCGCAGGACCAUGAGCAGGAGCGGCGGCGGCGCCGUGGCCGCGCGCGCGUGCGUUCCGAGGCGCUGCUGCACUCGCUGCGCAGGAGCCGGCGGGUCAAGGCCAACGACCGCGAGCGCAACCGCAUGCACAACCUGAACGCGGCGCUGGACGCGCUGCGCAGUGUGCUGCCCUCCUUCCCCGACGACACCAAGCUCACCAAGAUCGAGACGCUACGCUUCGCCUACAACUACAUCUGGGCCCUGGCCGAGACCCUGCGCCUGGCGGAUCAAGGGCUGUCCGGGGGCGGCGCCCGGGAGCGUCUCCUGUCGCCGCAGUGCGCCCCCUGCCUGCCCGGGCCCCCGAGCCCGGCCAGCGACGCCGAGUCCUGGGGUUCCGCGCCCGCCGCCUCCCCCUGCGCAGCCGCCGCCUCGCCACUGUCCGACCCCAGCAGCCCGGCCACCUCCGACGACUUCGCCUACGGCCCUGGCGACCCCCUCUUCUCCUUCCCCAGCCUGCCCAAGGACUUCCUCCACACAACGCCCUGCUUCAUCCCUUACCAUUAA
Molecule: messenger RNA, 741 nt
Organism: Lepus europaeus (European hare)
Lineage: Eukaryota; Metazoa; Chordata; Mammalia; Lagomorpha; Leporidae
Gene: NEUROG1
Product: neurogenin 1
Exons: 1
Coding region: 1-741 (246 amino acids)
Molecular function (GO): protein dimerization activity
Source: RefSeq, a predicted model, not a curated record